Messenger RNA from Prunus armeniaca (apricot), 765 nucleotides. The record is from the annotation of a GenBank genome assembly. NCBI's taxonomy places the organism in Eukaryota, Viridiplantae, Streptophyta, Magnoliopsida, Rosales, Rosaceae.
AUGGCGGAGAAAGUGAUGGUGAGCAUAAGGGAGUCAACAAUGGUGAGGCCAGCCGAGGAGUCUACGCCAUGGGACUCCCUGUGGCUCUCCAAUUCAGACCUAGCGUUCCCACCCUUUCACACGUCUAGUGUUUACUUUUACAGACCUAGUGGUGAGCACAACUUUUUUGACAAGGGGGUGCUCAAGCAGGCCCUCGGCAAGGCCCUUGUGCCCUUCUAUCCCAUGGCCGGUCGCUUCAAGCUCAACGACCAGAACGGCCGUGUGGAGAUUGAUUGCAAUGCGGAGGGAGUGGUCUUUGUUGUAGCGGAGAGCAGCUCUGCUGUUGAUGAUUUUGGUGAUUUUGCGCCUACUCCCGAUUUCCUGACACUAAUCCCCACAACUGAUUACUCUGGUGGGAUAUCCUCAUAUCCGAUUUUGGUGUUACAGAUCACGUACUUCAAAUGCGGUGGAGUGUCACUUGGUGUUGGCAUGGAACACCGCGUUGCAGAUGGAGUUUCUGGCCUCCACUUUGUAAAUACAUGGUCUGAUAUUGCUCGUGGUGAUCUCUCAAAUAUUAAACCGCCCUUCAUGGACAGGACAUUACUUCGGUUACUUCGUGCCCGAGACCCACCUCAGCCUGCAUUCCCCCACAUUAAAUACCAACCUUCUCCGCAAAUGAAACCUUCUGAUAAUAUGAAAAGUACAAGUAAUAUUACUACGUCUGUUGACGCUCAAAAAUGGUUCGGCACUUUUGAGGCUAACUUAGUGAUGAGGUGUGAUGGAUGA